CAUGUGAGUAACACCAAUACAAAUGAGAAACCAUCGAAUGUGCCCAGUUGUGAAUAUCAUCCUGGCACUGAACUAGGAGGUAGAGUCCUGGAGAGGUGUAUAUUUUCUGAUGUUCAAAAAAGGCUCGGACCAUGGUGCAGUCCCACUGGCUCCCCUGCCCCCCUCUCCUGUGAGCCUGGCUGCGGGGAGGGAUCAUGGAUACUUGUCUGCCGGCUUCUGGUUCCCACGCAAGUAAGCCUGCUGUCAAUGGAGGAGGACAUUGAUACCCGCAAAAUCAACAACAGUUUCCUGCGCGACCACAGCUAUGCGACCGAAGCUGACAUUAUCUCUACGGUAGAAUUCAACCACACGGGAGAAUUACUAGCGACAGGGGACAAGGGGGGUCGGGUUGUAAUAUUUCAACGAGAGCAGGAGAGUAAAAAUCAGGUUCAUCGUAGGGGUGAAUACAAUGUUUACAGCACGUUCCAGAGCCAUGAACCCGAGUUCGAUUACCUGAAGAGUUUAGAAAUAGAAGAAAAAAUCAAUAAAAUAAGAUGGCUCCCCCAGCAGAAUGCAGCCUACUUCCUUCUGUCUACUAACGAUAAAACUGUGAAGCUGUGGAAAGUCAGCGAGCGCGACAAACGGCCAGAGGGUUACAACCUAAAAGAUGAGGAGGGCCGGCUUCGGGAUCCUGCCACCAUCACAACCUUGCGGGUGCCUGUCCUCAGACCCAUGGACCUGAUGGUGGAGGCCACCCCGCGAAGAGUAUUUGCCAAUGCACACACAUAUCACAUCAACUCCAUAUCAGUCAACAGCGACUAUGAAACCUACAUGUCAGCUGACGACCUGAGGAUUAACCUGUGGAACUUUGAAAUAACCAAUCAAAGUUUUAACAUCGUGGACAUUAAGCCGGCCAACAUGGAGGAGCUCACGGAGGUGAUCACGGCGGCCGAGUUCCACCCCCAUCACUGCAACACCUUCGUGUACAGCAGCAGCAAAGGGACAAUCCGGCUGUGCGACAUGAGGGCGUCGGCCCUGUGUGACAGGCACACCAAAUUUUUUGAGGAGCCGGAAGAUCCAAGCAACAGGUCGUUUUUCUCUGAAAUUAUCUCUUCAAUUUCGGAUGUGAAGUUCAGCCACAGUGGGAGGUACAUCAUGACCAGGGACUAUCUGACCGUUAAAGUCUGGGAUCUCAACAUGGAAAACCGCCCCAUCGAGACUUACCAGGUUCAUGACUACCUCCGCAGCAAAUUGUGCUCCCUCUACGAAAACGACUGCAUUUUUGAUAAAUUCGAGUGCGUGUGGAAUGGGUCAGACAGUGUCAUCAUGACCGGCUCCUACAACAACUUCUUCAGGAUGUUUGACCGAAACACCAAGCGUGAUGUCACCCUGGAGGCCUCGAGGGAGAACAGCAAACCCCGGGCUAUCCUGAAACCGCGAAAAGUGUGCGUGGGGGGCAAGCGGAGAAAAGACGAGAUCAGCGUCGACAGCCUGGACUUUAGCAAAAAGAUCUUGCAUACAGCUUGGCAUCCUUCAGAAAAUAUUAUAGCAGUGGCGGCUACAAAUAACCUAUAUAUAUUCCAGGACAAGGUUAACUAGGAGGACAAGUUAUUAUUACUUAAUAAUCUCACAUACUGAAUACUAGUCAAACACGUUUUUAAAUGUU
This is a messenger RNA of Eptesicus fuscus (big brown bat), 1645 nucleotides long. It is a transcript of the gene PPP2R2B, whose product is annotated as protein phosphatase 2 regulatory subunit Bbeta. Lineage: Eukaryota; Metazoa; Chordata; Mammalia; Chiroptera; Vespertilionidae. Gene Ontology annotation, cellular component: cytosol; protein phosphatase type 2A complex. The transcript has 10 exons. Bases 247 to 1578 code for a protein of 443 amino acids. The record is from RefSeq and is a predicted model, not a curated record. Gene Ontology annotation, molecular function: protein phosphatase regulator activity; protein binding. Gene Ontology annotation, biological process: peptidyl-serine dephosphorylation.